AUGUCUGCCGCUCGUCGACCCCCGCCAGCCUACACGGCCCCUCCUGAGUCGGGCAUACACGCUACCUCGCAGCUCUACCAGUCAAUCUCCAAAACUGCAUCCGACCCAGCAGCUCGUCUCCCCACGGAAUCUUUCACAAUUCGACCAUGCUCCGGCCAGGCUUGGGUAGUUCCCGCCGGUCACAUCUGCCGGUUGACCACGCCGCAGGGCCCGCAAGUGGGUGAUUUGAACAUCUGGAAUGCUAACAACCCUCGCGAGCGUAUGUGGGCCGCUCGCACCCGUCAGAUCCAUGCUUCCCAUGUAUCCGUUGGGGAUCGCCUAUGGUCCAAUCUACCCUACCUGCGGCCCCUGGUGACAAUCACCGGUGACUCCCUCGGCGGCGGGCAAUUGCAUGAUGUACUUGGCCCAGGUGGGACGCGCAACCCAGAGGUUGAAUUCGGGACCACGCAGUUUGGAGGCCGAGUGCAUGACUUACUGGGAACUCGCUGCGACCCCUACGUCAAUCUAUUAAUGGGCGGCGAGACAUUUGAUUUCCACUGCCACUCGAAUCUCACGCGUGCCGUGGUUCCCUACGGAUUGACCGAGCUGGAUGUUCACGAUGUUCUGAAUGUGUUUCAAGUGACGGGGCUGGAUGAGCAGGGGAAAUACUUCAUGGAGACCUCCCCCGCAAAGUCGGGAGAGUACUUCGAGUUUUUUGCCGAAAUGGAUGUUCUUUGUGCGCUAUCUGCAUGCCCUGGUGGCGACCUCUCUAAUUGGGGGUGGGAUGACAAGGAAGGGGGGUAUGGGCGCGACCUGUCGCCCUCUGGGGGUGGAGGUGUAUCAGCUGGCGGACCCCAAGGUGUUGGAAGAGUGGAAGACGCCGGAGAGCCCCAGAUAUCAAGGCCAACACGUGCCCCGCGUUUUGAGGGAGUUCCAGGAUCGUAA
Messenger RNA from Penicillium waksmanii, 924 nucleotides. Its product is annotated as urea carboxylase-associated family protein. The record is from RefSeq and is a predicted model, not a curated record. The coding region runs from base 1 to 924 and encodes 307 amino acids. Lineage: Eukaryota; Fungi; Ascomycota; Eurotiomycetes; Eurotiales; Aspergillaceae. The transcript has 3 exons.